Messenger RNA from Solanum dulcamara, 1341 nucleotides. RefSeq lists its product as uncharacterized. The record is from RefSeq and is a predicted model, not a curated record. Bases 198 to 1004 code for a protein of 268 amino acids. The transcript has 6 exons. Gene Ontology annotation, molecular function: small GTPase binding. Gene Ontology annotation, cellular component: membrane; Golgi apparatus. Lineage: Eukaryota; Viridiplantae; Streptophyta; Magnoliopsida; Solanales; Solanaceae. Gene Ontology annotation, biological process: vesicle-mediated transport.
CGUAAAUGUUCGCUAAACACGCGCGACUCCGUCGCUGUUAAGACGUACCGGUCACUUUCCUCCUCCAUUUUCGUUAAUCGAAAAGCUUCUUCAUUAAGUAAUCCAAAACGAAUUACAGAGAGGAAAUUUCACCGUUCGUCUCAUUAACGAUCGUGUCUCCUCGAUCUCCUUCGUAUUUGUUUUCAUUAUACAAUCCGAUGGACGAUUCUUACACCAAUUUCCCGACGAGUCACCUUGUUGGCUCAGUACCGGCAGUUGUCACUGAAGAAAAGAACAGCUAUAAACCACAAGCAGCCCUUGCAGCAAAUUCUCCAAUGCUUCCUCCAAAUAAUGGUUCAAAUGCAGGAAGAGGGUAUCAAACUCUUGGAGGUGAAGGAGAUGGGCAGCAAUCAACAAACAAAUGGAAUGGAGUAUUUAGCGUGUCAUCUUAUACAGAAUAUUUUAACGUGGAUACAGACCUUGUCUUGAACAGAUUGAUGAGUUCAUUGAAUCCUACUACUGGAGAUUUCUUCAGCAAGAUUGAUGCUAACCCUGACCUUUAUGGGCUUGUCUGGAUAUCUACUACUUUAGUAUUUGUCCUUUCUUCCAUUGGGAACUGUGCCACAUACUUGAUGCACAAAAGGAGCGAUAAUAAUAGUUCUUGGAACUUUGAUGUCAAUUAUGUGAAUGUGGCAGCCUGCUCAGUAUAUGGUUAUGCAUUGCUAGUGCCGUUGGGGUUUUACUUCUUGCAUCGGUAUAUGGGUAUAAGUGCUAGCCUGAUACGCUUCUGGUGCUUGUGGGGAUAUUCACUUUUUGUUUUAGUUCUGAGCUCUUUUCUGUUGAUCAUCCCCAUCGAGUUCCUUAGGUGGACCAUCACAAUUGCUGCUGCCACAACAUCAGCUAGUUUCGUUGCUUUAAACCUCAGGACAUAUGUACAGUCAGAUGAUCUUAUGAUUAUACUGGUUGCUGCUUUUGCCCUGCAAGCGGCUUUGACAAUCUUUAUCAAGAUGUGGUUCUUCUCUUAAGUUUCGGGUUACUCUAUCAAUUGUAUGCUCAACUCGCAGUUUCAAAAGUGUAGUUCGAGUUUUGUUUUCCUCGACAAAUUUCUUCCCUUUCUGGUGUAUUUGGUGUACCAAUUAAUCAGUGGUUUGCAUAGUUGUGUGAAGCAAAGAGGAGUGGACAGUACAAACAGAGGAAACUUGUAGAGAAGUGUCUUAAUGGUUUCAACAAAUACUACCUUUUGUAAUUUACUGUUGCAUCUGGAGAGCAUGUAUUUUUGGUCUAUAGGUAUAUGAUAACGUUUUUUCAUGAACGAGACUAAUGUAUGAGCAAAUGCUUAUAGUAAAAUUACCUUUUCCCACA